UUAUUCUGCAGCCUUAUCACUUGACUGGUUGGGUCAAUGCUCUAGGUCGGCUAGUGCCGGCUAGCGGAGCUUUCUGGGCCGGCUAUUCCUACCUUGUAUUUUUCUGUAGUCUGACAAAAAUUCAGCCUAGUAAACCUUGCAAUUGGUAUGUGUUCUUCUUUUAUCUUCCGCCUAAAUAUCAGGCUCUCCUAAGAUGCCAAAAAGUAUUCUGAUAACUUGUGUUCUUAUUUGCUUUGCAAUUUAUCAUGAUGAUGCCAAGGCAGAAAAGCACUGUCGGCCAGCAUCUUGUGGGGAUCUCCAUGACAUUAGGUACCCGUUUCACUUGAAAAGUACUGCUACUUCGGCUAACAAUUGUCUGAACUCUCCAGCUGAACUUUUAUGUGAGCAGAAUCGCACCAUUUUAAAACUUUACAAUGGUACAUAUUAUGUCAUGGGAAUCGAUUAUGAAUCGGAGACGAUCCAGGUUGUGGAUCCUGGUCUACUAAGGGAUACUUGCCCCUUUAGGCCGAUUCACCGUUUGACAAUAUAUAACUUUACCGUAGGCCUCGACGAAGAAGUCUACCGACCAUAUCUUUCCGGACACGGCUUGGGUAAUUAUGGGUAUGCAACCUUCUAUGAUUGCCAGUCGAAAGUUGAGUCCCCAGACUACAUAAAAAUUAAUUGCAGUAAUAGCUCAUCUACUACAUAUUCUUACAUUAAGCUGGGAGAUAGUGUGUCUCAUCUUCUAUCAAAUUGUAGUAUCACCACCAUCGUCCCUUCCAUGUUAUACGAAUCUGGUAAUGAUGAACUUUCAUUUUCUUUCAUCCGCGAUGAGUUGAGAAAGGGUUUUCAACUUACAUGGUACCCUCUUGUCCCAGGCAACUCAAAUUGUUUUCGUGAAUGCUUGAAAGAUGGUUUUGUACUAGCCGCCAAGAUCACCGGAUUGGGUCUGACUGUACGUAUGGCACUCAGCAUCAUUGCUUUGCUGGUUUUCUGGAGCUACAAACUGUAUUGGAAAAAGUUCCGGCAGGAUGAUAAGGCCGUUGAAGAAUUCUUGGAUGCGUACAAGAAUCUUAUGCCAAGCAGGUAUUCAUAUUCAGAAAUUAAGACGGUGACGAAUGAUUUCAAAGAUAAACUUGGUCAGGGAGGUUUUGGCUCUGUCUAUAAAGGCCAGCUAUCAAAUGGUCAUCUUGUUGCAGUAAAGAUGUUGAAUGAUUCCAAAGGUAAGGGGCAAGAUUUCAUCAAUGAAGUUGCCACAAUAGGAAGAAUUCAUCAUGUCAAUGUGGUGCAACUAAUUGGAUUCUGUUCAGAGGGGUCUAAAAGAGCUCUUGUUUAUGAUUUCAUGCCUAAUGGAUCCCUCGACAGAUAUAUAUUGCGGGAUGCGGAAAAAGAUCUUACUCUAAGUUGGGAUAGAAUGCAUGAGAUAGCUCUAGGGGUGGCUCAUGCAAUUGAAUAUCUACACCAGGGAUGUGAUAUCCAAAUUCUACAUUUUGAUAUUAAGCCCCACAACAUUCUCCUUGAUGAAAGCUUUAAUUCCAAAAUUUCAGACUUCGGCCUUGCAAGAUUUUACCCGAGAGAACAGAACACUGUUUAUGUUACUGCAGCAAGAGGCACAAGGGGAUAUAUAGCUCCAGAAAUGUUCUACAAAACUAUUGGUGGUGUUUCCUACAAAGCUGAUGUUUAUAGCUUCGGAAUGUUGUUACUGGAAAUAGCAGGGCGGAGGAAAAACUUGAAUGCACAUGCAGAACAUUCGAGCCAAAUAUAUUUUCCUUCGUGGAUCUAUGAUCAACUGGAAAAGGGAUUAAGCAUUGAAAUUGAGGAUGCCUGUGAGUAUGACAAGAGAAUAGCCAAGAAGCUGCUCAUGGUUGCUUUGUGGUGCAUACAACUCAUGCCUGUGGACCGCCCUUCAAUGACCAAGGUUUUAGAGAUGCUUGAAGGUGAAGAUCAAGUCUUGAAAAUGCCUCCAAAGCCGUUCUAUUGUCCCCAACAGAUGCCAACUCAGGAUUUACCUUAUGACAGUGAUGAGACAGAUAUUAAAGAGGUAUCCACCCUGCCACAGAGCGCUACAGAAUCUACUUCCAUGGUAUAAGGGGAUGUAAUUAAUGCCCUAUUCAUUCUUGUAUGCCUCUUCUUAAGCUUCAUUACAAUUCGAAACUUUGAAUAACAGGUCAAUAAUGAGCUUUAUCAGGAUCUAUCAAAAAUUGUUUAUUUGAUCAAUUCCUAAAGGAAUUCUAGGAAUUUCAUAUUAUACUAGUGUGAUG
This is a messenger RNA of Rosa chinensis, 2240 nucleotides long. Its product is annotated as rust resistance kinase Lr10. Gene Ontology annotation, molecular function: polysaccharide binding; ATP binding; protein kinase activity. Lineage: Eukaryota; Viridiplantae; Streptophyta; Magnoliopsida; Rosales; Rosaceae. Gene Ontology annotation, biological process: protein phosphorylation. The record is from RefSeq and is a predicted model, not a curated record. The transcript has 4 exons. The coding region runs from base 194 to 2068 and encodes 624 amino acids.